Messenger RNA from Tribolium castaneum (red flour beetle), 2463 nucleotides. RefSeq lists its product as uncharacterized. Lineage: Eukaryota; Metazoa; Arthropoda; Insecta; Coleoptera; Tenebrionidae. The record is from RefSeq and is a predicted model, not a curated record. Gene Ontology annotation, biological process: regulation of DNA-templated transcription. The coding region runs from base 88 to 2388 and encodes 766 amino acids. The transcript is spliced from 10 exons. Gene Ontology annotation, molecular function: ubiquitin binding.
GGUAUUCAAGUUGGCAAUUACCAGACAGUGAAAAAAAUCCGGUAGUUUUUUCAAUCAAGCGAACAAUUCACGUAAAAUUAUGCAAUAAUGGAACAACUCUCCCAAAUAAUCAAAAACCUGGAUUUAGAGGACGUGGUCAAUGAAAACGCCGGAUAUGAAUACAUCAACGUCUUCAAAAACCCGAACAAGCUGCCAAUAAACCAAAUUCAUUUAGAAAAACUUGUGGUUGAGCUACGCAAAGACGCCCCUUUAGAGUCAAUUAGGCCAGACGACGAUUUUGAAAAACAAUGUUUUGAACGCAAAACCCAAAUAAUACCUGCACUUAGCAAAUUUUGGUUGCCUGAGUCGCAACAGUACUUCAAAUACCAACCAUACAAUUUUGCUUUAUCGAAAGACGAAAACUCGUCUUAUCUGGCAAAUAAUCGCCAUUUUUUGCAAACGUUGCAUUAUUUGUUAAGCUGCAAUUAUCACCAAUUCUGGUGUCUAGUUUUGUACGAACCCAAAGUGGCUAUUAGCCUUCAUAGUUUUCUACUGAGCCCAGUUUUACCUCAUCAGAUUAAAAAUUUAGACGAUGAGACGUGUACGCUCUAUUUAGCAGUAUUUUCGCAAUUCCACCGGGUUUAUCAAAGACUAACUACGUUCCAAGAGACUGAGAGUGAAUAUAUGCCAGACAGUGUAGGUCUUAAAUUUUUAUUAGAAAAGAAACUACUUAACCUCCCCAUAGUAAUCACGCUAUUUCUUUUAUACCAUGAAACCAACCAAGUCUUCGUUAACGAUUUAGUUUCCCUAUAUUUUAAUGAAACUUCUGUUUUCCGUGAUAAAGAGAUUGAAGAAAUGCUUGAUCAAGUCAUUUUGACGUUAGAAAUGAUCGGUGGUCACGUUUGUGGCUUUGAACCAGAUGCUGUGAUAAUCCCUAUAGCUGUUGAAGAGAAACCUCCAGUAUUUAAUCUUGCUUGGGUAUUUUCAGUCGUUGAUUAUUUAUUAAACACAAUUUCGUCGUUACAUAUGUUACUGAAAUUUCACAAACCGGCAAUAAACGUAGCGUUAUCGAAGGGAAUUCCGUACAGAUUAUCCUUCACUUAUGAAAAAGUUUUCCAUCAAUUGUACGAUUUCUUGGACGGGAGAAAAGAACUGGAUCAAAACCCCAAACUGUCCGAAAUUGUUUUCGAAGAGAUUGCGUUAGGACGCUCGGAAUUUAUCGACGUUUAUUACGCCUUUACGUCACAUUGCUUGGAUAAAACCCUGGAGUUUAGUGGCGACCCGAUACAUCAGCAAGAGUUUGUCGAGAUUUAUUUGAAAUUAUUAACCACAGCCCUCGAGGACGAGUAUUUUAUCUGUGAUUAUCACGAACGUUACGAUGUGGGGGCGCAAAACGAAAUGUUCAGCAGUUGUACCGAAAUCGACCAAACACGGACUGAUUACCUUCUGAGUUGUAUAACGAGUCUGAGGCGCCACAACAGACUGUGGAAAACGCUAAAAAGCGAGUUAAAAACGUUUGAAAAAGCCGUGCUAAAGUACGCCUCAAAUCGCAAAGUCAAGUCGGAGAUUGUGCACGAGAACGGCGUGGGGGCGCAAGCGGGGCCUUCGAAUCACGUGGAGGAGGUGUUUGUGCCCCCCAGUGAGGAAGAAAUCGAAGGUUCCAUCCAAAUGGUGAUUGAUAUGUUCCCCCAUUUGGGCGAUGGAUUCGUCCUCCAGUGCUUGGAAGCGUACAAUUAUAACACAAGUGAUGUGAUCAGUGCAAUUCUUGAGGAAAAUCUCCCGCCUCAUUUAGUCGACAUUCCAUUUGACUUAAUCCGGAUACCUCCGGAACCCAAGCCGGAGGAACCGAUCCUGGCCUACAAGGGCCGGAAGCCGGGCUACGACGACGCUUUGAAACUACUAAACGACAAGAAAGACAUCAAGGAAAUCAAAACGUACAUUCUGGACGGGAUACAAUACACCAAUGAAUUCGAUGACUACGAUGACGAAUAUGAUGAUAGGGCUGACGAGGCCACGGUUCCUGUCCCCGAUCACGGGUCUGAAGACAUCCUAAAGUUCAACCCGAACUACGAGGACGUCGUCAGUGAUACGAGCUACUCGGAGGAUGAGUACGACGACGAGGGCAAGCCUGUGGGGGCGUCCGAGCGCCCCCAUAACAAGGCUGACUUUUGCGAAGACCCGGCUGUUAUCAGAGCGAGACGGGAGGCCCGAUUUAGGAGUCAAGGCAAAGGGCAGCCGCCGCGGCCCAAACCAAAGAGCGAUGUGGUGGGGAAACCGAAAGGGCAAGGGCAAGAGAAGAACGUUCUCCAAAAUAGACACAAGAAAAGCGUGAAUAAGUCGAGUCGGGCGAACCAUAAUAGGAAAAGCGGCGCCCAGUGGAAGAGGAACAAAGGCAUGGUGCCUUCGUAAGUUUGUUUGGUUUAGAAAUGUUGUGCCUUUAUUUCAAAUGUUUAAUAAUUUUUUGAAUAAAAAUCGUUAAGUUGC